Messenger RNA from Grammomys surdaster, 1786 nucleotides. It is a transcript of the gene Pcgf5, whose product is annotated as polycomb group ring finger 5. NCBI's taxonomy places the organism in Eukaryota, Metazoa, Chordata, Mammalia, Rodentia, Muridae. Gene Ontology annotation, cellular component: PRC1 complex. Gene Ontology annotation, biological process: regulation of transcription by RNA polymerase II. The transcript has 10 exons. The record is from RefSeq and is a predicted model, not a curated record. The coding region runs from base 224 to 934 and encodes 236 amino acids.
GGCUCGGAGGCGGGCGCGCCGGCGGGCUGAGGAGCGGCGGCGGCCGCUGGGUAUGCAAAAGCAGGACUGCCAAGAGGAGUAAUGCUCAGUGGCCUGGACUCAGGCCGGAGCGCGUGCCCAUGCCUCAGGACCCCUGCGGGAACAUCGAGUCAGCUCCUGGGACCAGCUUUGUAUCCCCUUAGUGCCCCUCUUGGCUUGAACUGCUAAAGCCAGUUGACCACGAAUGGCUACCCAAAGGAAACACUUGGUGAAAGAUUUCAACCCUUACAUCACCUGCUACAUCUGUAAAGGAUAUCUGAUCAAGCCCACCACAGUGACAGAAUGCCUCCAUACAUUCUGUAAGACCUGUAUUGUCCAGCACUUUGAAGACAGCAAUGAUUGUCCAAGGUGUGGCAACCAAGUUCAUGAAACAAAUCCAUUAGAAAUGUUAAGGCUGGAUAACACAUUGGAGGAAAUUAUAUUUAAGCUGGUGCCUGGGCUACGAGAACUUUUCAUAUUUUUUUCCUUCAAAUUAGAAGAACUUCAGCGUGAGUUGGAAUUUUGGAAGAAAAAUAAACCUCAAGAAAAUGGGCAAGAUGACAUUUCGAAGGUUGACAAAUCUAGAGAAGAUGAAGAAGGUGAUGAAAACCAAGAUGAUAAGGACUAUCAUAGAAGUGACCCACAAAUUGCUAUCUGUCUGGACUGUUUACGAAAUAAUGGGCAGUCGGGGGACAACGUAGUGAAGGGUCUCAUGAAAAAAUUCAUUCGCUGUUCUACACGAGUUACUGUAGGAACUAUUAAAAAGUUUCUAAGCUUAAAACUAAAACUUCCAAGUUCUUAUGAGUUGGAUGUGCUGUGCAAUGGUGAAAUUAUGGGAAAGGAUCAUACUAUGGAAUUCAUCUACAUGACAAGAUGGCGACUAAGAGGAGAAAAUUUUUGCUGUCUGAACUGUUGAGCCUCACAAGUCUGCUCUCAGGAUGGCACUUUGUACCAGUCAUACCCGAUGGUAUUGCAGUAUCGACCACGAAUUGAUUUUGGGUAGGCCCAGGCCCAGGCUGCACUGAAUGAAUCCUGCACUAUUUGUUUACUCGUCGACAGAUUGCACAGUGAAUGGUGUGUGGACUGGAGAGACACAGUCUGAUUUUCAGCAUGCACAUAAGGCCAUUGUCUGUCUCUAAGUUGUCAGUGUCCUUCCUGUUCUGUCUAUUAGGAGCGAUCCAAGUGCCCUUCUGCUACUGACCAUCUGCAUAAGAUAUCCGUGCCGUCUAGGUGUGCAAGGCGCGGCCGAAGUGAGUUAGGUCUCCAGCCGUGACUCUGCUUUCUCAGUGUUUUGCUUGCCUGUUGCAAGAUUGUUCUAAUGUUACUUACACUAGUAAAAUGGCUCAAUCCUUGUGGUGUUGCAGUUUUCACAUACUUAAUACUUUUAUUCUUAUUAAAAUAGAGUACUGUACAAGAACCUAGUAUAAUUAUAUCUUGAAAUUAUUUUGUAUAAGAAUAUAUUUAGAAAAGUGGUUUCUGAGCCACUGUCCUAUUCUUGGUAAACUUUUAUGUAAAAAAGAAUAAACCAAAAAAAAAAAAACCAAAAUGCCAGCUUAUUCUUGAGUGUACAAGUCUUUUGUGAAGAAUUCCAGUUAUUUUUUGACCAGAGCACAUUGCAAUUGGAGAUGUCCUAAAUGUCUGGGUAGUCUAACAUUGCACAGGAAAUCGUGUUAGGCCUUCAUGUUGAAACAUAUGUGUCUUGGACAACUGAAGUUCAUAAUGUUGGCAGCUGAUCAUAUCGACUUCUAAUAAAAUAAAUGUGUAAGUA